This is a messenger RNA of Blepharisma stoltei, 339 nucleotides long. Lineage: Eukaryota; Ciliophora; Heterotrichea; Heterotrichida; Blepharismidae. The record is from the annotation of a GenBank genome assembly.
AUGGAAGAAGAGCUCUCACAAAUCAGACUUGACGAGAUAGUAAAAAUCAUCACUGGUGACGAGCAGGUGUUUUACAUUGAAAAAUGCUAUGCAGACAUGUCGUAUAAUAUGAAAUGUGGGCUGAACUGUGUGAAUAUGGAGAGCAUCAACAAAGAAUUUAGGUUUCCCGAUAUCAGAGGUGAGGUCAUGGAAAAAGUAAUCCAGUAUUUGCACUAUAAGCUGAAGUACCAGCAGCUUUUGGACAGAGACGUAGUCAAAAUGAACCAGGUCCCAAAGUUUGAGUUAGACCCAGAGCUUGCCUUGGACGUUUUAAUAGCUGCUAACUAUCUUCAAUGUUAA